This is a messenger RNA of Heterostelium album PN500, 387 nucleotides long. RefSeq lists its product as uncharacterized. Lineage: Eukaryota; Evosea; Eumycetozoa; Acytosteliales; Acytosteliaceae. The transcript is spliced from 2 exons. Bases 1 to 387 code for a protein of 128 amino acids. The record is from RefSeq and is a predicted model, not a curated record.
AUGUGCAUAGGGAUCAGAUAUAAAAGCAAUGAACAUAUGCCAUUGGUACCGCUGGGUGUGACAGCAGAACAAUUUCAGAGAACUGGCACAACCUCUGGAAAUAACAACAAUACCUAUGGUGCAGGAUACAAUACAGACUACAAUGUUAGCAGUCAUAACGCAGAGUUGGGUGGUUACUCAACUAGUCAAUGGGGAACAAAGAAAUCAGAGAGUGUCACCACAAAGAUAUUCGCAUCGCUACUUUUAAUUGUCGGUGUUGGUUUGAUCGUAGGUGGUCUCUAUCAAUACUUCUACCUCAAAGGGGAUGAGUAUAUCUACUGUUGGGUAGGUGGAUCGAUCAUCUUGAUUGUAUUAACAAUUGCUGUAAUUGCAAGAUAUCGUAAAUAG